UUUCUUUUGUUUGUUUGUUUGUUUGUUUGGGUUUAAGAGAGACAAGCAAAUCUAAACUGACCUUAAGAAAUUCACUCCAGCUUCUCUGUGGUUUCGUUUCAGCACUUCAUUCACGCCUUUGACUUCAAUUGGCAUUCACUUCACUUUCUCUGUUCCAUUACACCGCCAUUCCCUUCAAGCUUUCGAGAAUCUCCUGAUUCAACUGAACUUUGUUCGUUUUAGGCUAAACGAAAAACAAUGCAUCUCCUCCGUUUGCUCAGCGGCCGACAAGUUCGAAGCUUGAAGUGUCAUGUUAGAUUCGAUAACUAAACUCCAAAUCUUCCUGUUUUCUUCCCCGGUUGUGGAGAUAACGUAGUGUUGAGGAAGGAGAAUUAUUGAUUUACUACUCUCAGACUUCACAAUUCACAGAUUGAUUUCAUUUAUUGCUUGUAUUUUCCAUGGAGGAGGAAAGUGUUGUAGAGCUUCUACAGCGGUAUCGGCGAGACAGGCGUAUCCUUUUGGAUUUUUUACUUUCUGGAAGCUUGAUAAAAAAGGUUAUAAUGCCACCAGGAGCAGUUACAUUGGAUGAUGUGGAUCUAGAUCAAGUCAGUGUUGAUUAUGUUCUCAAUUGUGCUAAAAAAGGUGGAAUGCUCGAGCUAUCAGAUGCUAUUAGAGAUUAUCAUGAUAAUGCAGGGUUGCCCCAAAUGAAUAAUAAUGGCGCGAUUGGUGAAUUCUUCUUGGUCACUGAUCCCGAAGCUUCAGGCUCACCUCCUAAAAGGGCACCACCAUCGAUUCCUGUUUCUACAUUACCUCAUGUUUUUGCGCCAUCACCUAUUGUGUCAACGGAAAAUGUUUCCAGGUCAGAUUCCUUUGACUCCACGCAUGUUCAGGAACUGUCUGUGGACUCCACCAAUGUUCAAGAACUGUCUGUUGACUCCACCAAUGUUCAAGAACUGACUGUGGAUGACAUUGACGAUUUUGAGGAUGAUGAUGAUGCUGAGGAAGUUGACAGCAUCAGGGUUUCAAGACGUAAUCCAAAUGAUGCAGCAGAACUUGUAUUGAAAUUGCCUUCGUUUGAUACUGGUGUUACAGAUGAUGACCUUCGUGAAACUGCAUAUGAAGUCCUCUUGGCAUGUGCUGGGGCAUCAGGGGGCCUUAUUGUACCUUCAAAGGAAAAGAAGAAAGACAAGAGGUCCAGGUUAAUGAGAAAGCUUGGACGCAGUAAAAGUGAAAAUAUCGUGACUCAGUCUCAACAUGCAACGGGGUUGGUUGGUUUGUUAGAGACCAUGCGUGUGCAGAUGGAGAUAUCUGAAGCAAUGGAUAUUAGAACAAGGCAAGGACUGCUUAAUGCUCUUGUGGGAAAAGUUGGAAAGAGAUUGGAUACUUUAUUGAUUCCUCUAGAGUUGUUGGGUUGUAUUUCUCGCUCAGAAUUUUCUGACAAGAAAGCAUAUAUACGGUGGCAAAAGAGGCAGUUAAAAAUGCUAGAGGAAGGGCUUAUUAACCACCCUGUUGUCGGGUUUGGUGAAUCUGGGCGCAAAGCCAAUGAACUGAGGAUUCUUUUGGCAAAGAUCGAGGAGUCUGAGUUUCUUCCAUCUUCUACUGGUGAACUCCAACGGACUGAUUGCCUGAGGUCUCUCCGAGAGAUUGGCAUUCCACUUGCUGAGAGGCCAGCUCGGGGUGACUUAACUGGUGAAAUUUGCCACUGGGCAGAUGGAUAUCACCUCAAUGUUAGACUAUAUGAGAAACUGCUUCUCAGUGUUUUUGACAUGUUAGAUGAGGGAAAGCUGACAGAGGAAGUGGAAGAAAUUCUUGAGCUCUUGAAGUCAACCUGGCGUGUCUUGGGAAUUACAGAGACCAUCCACUACACUUGCUAUGCGUGGUUGUUAUUUCGACAGUAUAUCAUUACAAGUGAGCGAGGAAUGUUGCAACAUGCCAUCGAGCAGCUAAAGAAAAUACCAUCAUGGGAACUAAGGGGCCCACAAGAGAGGCUACACUUGAAAAGUCUGCAUUCCAAAGUUGAAGGUGAAGAGUUUUCUUUCUUACGGUCCUUUUUAUCGCCGAUUCAGAAAUGGGCAGAUAAGCGGCUUGGAGAUUACCAUUUGCACUUUGCUGAGGGGUCAAUGGUUAUGGAGAAUAUAUUAUUAGUCGCAAUGCUUACUCGGAGGCUUCUUUUGGAAGAUUUUGAAUUAGCUACAAAAUCUACAUCUGACACUGAUCGAGAUCAAAUAGAAUCAUAUAUAUCAUUGUCCAUUAAGAACGCUUUUGCAAGGAUAUUGCAGUCAGUUGAAAAAUCAGAAACGAUGGAUGGACAUCCCCUGGCCAUACUUGCAGAGGAGACCAAAAAACUUCUGAAAAAAGAUUCAACCAUAUUUACACCUGUUUUGUCUCAGAGGCAUCCACAAGCUGCUGUUGUUUCUGCUUCACUUCUUCACAAGCUGUAUGGAAUCAAGUUGAAACCUUUUCUUGAUGGUGCUGAACAUUUGACUGAGGAUGUUGUAUCUGUAUUUCCGGCAGCUGAUAGCCUUGAGCAGUAUAUGGUGUCAGUUAUUAUUUCUGUAUGUGGAGAAGGGAGUGCAGAAAUCUACUGCCGGAAACUAACUCAGUACCAGGUAUUGUCUGUAUCUGGGACAUUGGUGAUGCGGUGGCUUAAUGCUCAGCUUGGAAGAAUUUUAGGUUGGAUUGAGCGGGCUUUGCAACAGGAGCACUGGGAACCAAUAUCACCUCAACAACGGCAUGGGAAUUCAAUUGUUGAAGUCUAUAGGAUCGUCGAGGAGACGGUUGAUCAAUUUUUUGCACUUAAGGUUCCUAUGAGGUCUUCAGAAUUGAAUAGUCUAUUUCGUGGCAUUGACAAUGCAUUUCAAGUGUAUGCAAAUCAUGUCAUUGGCAUGUUGGCUGCCAAGGAGGAUUUAAUUCCGCCUGUGCCUGUUCUUACGCGACACAAGAGGGAAGUUGGAUUAAAGGCUUUUGUGAAGAAAGAACUAUUUGACUCUAAGCAGGCUGAUGAGAGAAGUUCUUCUGAAGUUAAUCAGUUGACUACUUCAACCCUUUGUGUUCAGACAAAUAGUCUACAUUAUGCAGUCAGUCAGCUGAAUAAGUUGGAAGACAGCAUUUGGGAACGAUGGACAAGGAAAACACCCCAUGAAAACUUUUUAAGGAAGUCCAUAGAUGAGAAGUCCAAGAGUUUCGCACCGAAGGACAUGUUUAAUGGAAGUAGAACAGAUAUAAAUGCUGCUAUUGAUCGCAUUUGUGAGUAUACUGGAACAAAAAUUAUUUUCUGUGAUUUAAGGGGGCCAUUCAUCGAAAACUUGUAUAAAACUAAUGUUUCUGUUUCUCGGCUGGAAGCACUGAUUGAACCACUUGAUGUGGAGCUAAAUAGACUCUGUGAUAUUAUCGUGGAACCACUCAGGGACCGGAUUGUGACUAGUCUUCUUCAAGCCUCACUGGAUGGCUUACUACGAGUUAUAUUGGAUGGAGGACCAUCACGACUUUUCUCCCCUAGUGAUGCAAAACUGUUAGAAGAAGAUUUGGAGGUUUUAAAGGAGUUCUUUAUAUCUGGGGGAGAUGGGCUUCCUCGUGGAGUGGUGGAAAAUCAAGUCACACGUAUUCGUGAUGUAAUAAAGUUGCAUGGCUAUGAGACCCGAGAAAUAAUAGACGACCUGAAAUCAACUAGCAGCAUGGGCACACGGGGCGGCAAAGGCAAACUAGGUGCUGAUACAAACACUCUGUUGAGAAUACUAUGCCACAGGGGUGACUCAGAGGCCUCCCUGUUCCUCAAGAAACAAUUCAGAAUACCCAAAUCUUCCGCUUAGUGUGGUUACUGUCUGUCGCUCGACAAUCCACCUGAACGACCAACUAGGGGUAAAAGUGUAUCAUAGUAACUUUAUCGUUCAUGUGAAUAUAAGUUUAUAUCUUUCAACUAAUGUGGGUUUGUUAACAAGCAUUUAAAACUAAUUAGACACAGUACUAAGCAUUGAUUAUUCUUUUGUAUUGUAAUAAUAACUUCUGCAAUCUCUCCUAUAAUUGGGCAUGCA
Messenger RNA from Tripterygium wilfordii, 4010 nucleotides. RefSeq names its product protein unc-13 homolog. The record is from RefSeq and is a predicted model, not a curated record. The coding region runs from base 438 to 3788 and encodes 1116 amino acids. Lineage: Eukaryota; Viridiplantae; Streptophyta; Magnoliopsida; Celastrales; Celastraceae. The transcript has 27 exons.